Molecule: messenger RNA, 960 nt
Organism: Anthostomella pinea
Lineage: Eukaryota; Fungi; Ascomycota; Sordariomycetes; Xylariales; Xylariaceae
Source: the annotation of a GenBank genome assembly
AUGAAGCCUGCGGUCGUCUUAGUCAUUGCCAUGUGCUCGGUCGUCCAAGCCCUCGCAGCUCGCUCAUGGACCGUCGCCCUUAACUCUCAACUCGAUCAGGCUCAUGCCGUCAACGAUACCAGAUGGAGACUUCCCAGUCUCAGACACAAUGUGCCGCUGACGGACUGGUUCAACCGCUCGGACAACCAGUGGUACAGCACCAUCUCCAUCGGAACACCUCCACAGAACCUAACGGUCCUCUUUGAUACGGGAUACGGCGAUCUCAUUAUCCCCCAGAGCAACUGUACGACCUGCGGAGAGCACACUCUGUUCAACCCCAACAACUCCUCCAGCUUCUCUGCCAUCCCCAAUGGCUCAAUCAUGGUCCUCUUCGGCACAGGCGCCGACUCGGUACCGCUCUCGGAGGAAGAGACCGCCAGCGGCAACAUCGUCUACGACCGCGUUGCCAUCGGCCCGCUGAAGUACGACGACCAGGCCUUCAUCCUGUGCGACAAGUACACCUCGGCCCUCAGCAGCAUGCCCAUCGACGGCAUCAUGGGUCUCUCGCCCAUGAACGUGACCGACCUCGACGAGCCCUCCUUCUUCUGGAAUCUGUGGAAGAGCGGACAGCUCCAGUCCCCCGUAUUCUCGCUGUACAUGCCCGCCGACAACGCAUCAGGCGCCGAGAUCACCCUCGGCGACUCCGACCCGGACAAGUACGACGGCGCCAUCACGUGGGUCGACCUGGACCCCGUCGCAUUCCGCAAGUGGAACACCUGGGUUUUCGGGCAAUCGGCCGUGUACGCGAACGGCAAGCUGCUCUCCAAAUGGACGGGGCCCACCACGUCGUCGCCCGACGGCCACUCCGCCAUCCUCGACACGGGCACGGCAUUCAUCCAGACGCCGGACUUCGCCACGGCCAGCGCCAUCUACGCCGCCCUGUCGCCGCAGAUCAGGAUGAUCGACCCGGCCGGCGCGUAG